Molecule: messenger RNA, 2754 nt
Organism: Episyrphus balteatus (marmalade hoverfly)
Lineage: Eukaryota; Metazoa; Arthropoda; Insecta; Diptera; Syrphidae
Product: polycomb protein Su(z)12-like
Exons: 7
Coding region: 159-2561 (800 amino acids)
Cellular component (GO): nucleus; ESC/E(Z) complex
Molecular function (GO): chromatin DNA binding
Source: RefSeq, a predicted model, not a curated record
AAAUACAACCUGUCAAUUCACAAACGAGCCAGACAUAAAUAAUUUUCGCGCCGCUACUUCUGCCUGCACUAAUUCCUUUAAAACAAAAUAAAUUGCUAUUUAACAGGUCCAAUACGAUUACUAAUUGUUAAUAAACAAUUGUUUCUUUUAUUAAAAAAAUGCCACCUCAAAAAAAGAGGGAAAAAGACUUGGAUAUGUACAAAUUGAGUGGCAUACAGGCCGAUCAGGAACUAUUUUUACAAGCAUUCGAAAAGCCCACUCAAAUCUAUCGUUUUCUGAGGAAUCGUCAUGGCACAAGUCCAAUAUUUUUGAAUCGAACACUGAGCUUUAUGAAAGACCGAAUGUCAAGGAGUAAUAAAAAGCGUUCGAGUUUUAAAGUAAACACACUUCUCGACACGAUUUCACAUAAAACUGAUACUGUGGGUAACUAUUUGAAUAUUGUGUUUAUGGGCCUCUUUGACAAGAACGAAGAAAAUGAGGAGUGGAAAACCGGAGACAUGGUCAACGUUCACACGACAAUGUUCAAAAUAACAAAAAAUAAGCGCAAAGAGAGCAAUGCCGAUUUUCAGGAGAUUUUGACUCACAUUUCAAGUGUGACUAUAAAUCCGCCAGCGAAUGUCGACAAAUAUCCAGCAGUGUGCAUUCCAAUGCAAGCUUUGCGUCCGCUGAGCGAUCAACACACCAUUUACAAGGUGUUAUUCAGAGUCGAAGUUCUGCCUAUGUUCAACAAUAAUUCUGCCUUAGGAAACGACGAAGCCGACAUGCCUUCAAAGCGACCAAAACUGCGUUCAACAAACUUUGGAUGCGAACUUGUUGUUUUUGAAAAGAAUUGUGGAAGUAUCGGGGAAGGAGAGUAUGAAGCUGCCCUACAGGAAUUUUCUUCAACAAGUCUCAAGUGUUUUUCACCAAAGAAAAGAACAUGGGAAACACUACCUGACAGUUACAUCCCAAUUACCUUAAAAUUCGAAGUCUUCAAUCAAUGUCCUAUGCUUAAAUUUCGAUUAAAUUGGUCAAAUGUAUCCAUAUCAAACUUUGUCGAUGCUAAGGAUAUAUGUGAGAAUGUAGUCCCCGACAUGCAGAACACCGAAAGCAAUAAAACACCUACAAAUUUUAACAACAACAACGAUAAUUCCAUAAGCAUGCAGCCAAAUGCCUUGAAACCCAAAAAUGUAGUUGAAGAGAAGCUUCAAAUAGUUUAUAACUUUAUCUAUAGCAAUAACACACGACAGCAAACGGAAUACACCCAGGAGGUGGUAUGUCCGUGGUGCGGACUAGAUUGUUUGCGUUUGUACGCCUUAUUAAAACACUUAAAACUGUGUCAUGCUCGAUUUAACUUCACAUAUCAUCCAGCUGGCAACGGAGCCCGAAUAGAUGUAACAAUCAAUGAUUCUUAUGAUGGUUCAUAUGCAGGAUCACCGUAUGAUUUAGUGGGCCCAUCUGGAUGUUCAUUCGCGAGGACAUGUGGGCCAGUAAGGCGAACAUCUGUAACAAAUUUGCUUGUUUGUCGUCCACGUCGUCAAAAGACUUGUCUUGAUGAGUUUCUUGUUUUGGACGAAGAUGAUUUAACGAACCAGAGACCGUAUAUAACAGGUCAUAAUAGGCUCUAUCACCACACGGAAACGUGUUUACCUGUUCAUCCUAAGGAGCUAGAUAUCGAUUCCGAGGGAGAAAGCGAUCCUCUUUGGCUGCGUCAAAAAACCGUUCAAAUGAUUGACGAAUUUUCGGAUGUGAAUGAAGGUGAAAAGGAACUUAUGAAACUAUGGAACCUGCAUGUAAUGAAAAAUGGAUACGUUGGCGACUGUCAGCUUUCAUUGGCCUGUGAUAUGUUUCUAGAUGCAAAGGGACGAGAAAUCAUUCAAAAAAAUCUAUACCGCAAUUUUAUAUUACAUAUGUGUUCACUAUUCGAUUAUGGGCUAGUUUCACCCGAAACUUUAUAUAAGACUAUUCAGAAACUGCAAGGUAUUUUAAGCAAGUAUCCAGAUGGUCAAAAAUUAAUAACCCAAUCUCGGGCAACUCAGCUAGAUUUUUGGUUGAAUGUGGGAAUCCACAAACAAGUUGAACAAAAACUUAAAUCCCCACAGAAGCAAAAUGAGAGUCGUAACUUAACCGAUGGUUCCUCAACUACUUCAUUAAACAGCCAAACUUCAAAAAAUAUGAAGCCUCCAAAGCCAAAAACUACACUUAUUAGCAAAAGUUCUUUAGGAAUCAAUGUAUUAAAACCCUCCUUGAAUCAGGAUCCGAUAAAUGAUAACACAACAACAAAGAACAAUCCUAUCAAGACGGAAAAACGAUCACCAAAUGAUAUUAAUUCAUCAAAGCAUAUUACUGAAUUAUCAGUUCCAAAACCAUUGAUGAAGAGAAGACUUUCACUACUCAAAGAUCCACCACCGACCAAAAAAAGUAAUCCUCAGAAAUCAACUGCACUACCACCAAUGGAAAAGCCAGUGCACCAAAUUAUAACACGACGACAAUCUAUUUCAGCUUUGAGUCAUCAACAAACUCAUUCCCUUCGAAAUCGUUUAUCUGUUCCUCUAACAAAAGUAGAUAAAGAAAGACAUUGAAUGUUGGACUUAUCCUUUUGAAAAAUGGUAUGCAGUAUAGAACGUGCGAUUAAAAAUGGAGGUAGCAAAGAUAUCUCGAAUUAAAAACUACAUCCUGGUAUGAGAAUUAGAAAGUGUAAGAAAACUGCCCGGUUACACACAGUUUUUUAUGAUAUUUUUAAGAGUUUGAAUUCAAAUAAAAGAAGUAAAAAGA